This is a messenger RNA of Sphaerodactylus townsendi, 2677 nucleotides long. RefSeq names its product bone morphogenetic protein 7 (gene BMP7). The record is from RefSeq and is a predicted model, not a curated record. Gene Ontology annotation, molecular function: growth factor activity; cytokine activity. The transcript has 7 exons. Gene Ontology annotation, biological process: SMAD protein signal transduction. Gene Ontology annotation, cellular component: extracellular region. The coding region runs from base 314 to 1612 and encodes 432 amino acids. NCBI's taxonomy places the organism in Eukaryota, Metazoa, Chordata, Lepidosauria, Squamata, Sphaerodactylidae.
UCAGAAAGCCCGGACGCGUGGAGAGGAGCGCACAGGUUGGAGCGGCCAGGCGAGGCGAGGCCGGGGGGUCGGGCUGCUGCUGCUGCUGCUUCUCCCGCUCCUCAUGGCGAGCUUUGCAAGCUGAGCCGGCCGCUGCCCUCCCGCCCUCCUGCCAGCGCCCGGGCGAGCAUGUGUGCGCCGCGCUCCUGGGCUCCCCAGCGCAGCUCGCCGGCGGCCGAGUGAUCCCUGCGGGAUCUCCGUUCAUGGUCAUCUGGCGCGCCCUCCUGUCGCCGCGGGAUCCCGGGAGCGGCUGCUGCCCCCCGUGACGGAGAUCAUGCAGGCGGGCUGGGCGCCGCGGCUGGCGGCCGCCCUGGGCGUCCUGCUGUGGGCCGUGGAGGUGCUGCGCGGCGCCCGGGCGGAUUUCACCCUGGAGAACGAGGUGCGCUCCAGCUUCAUCCACAAGCGGCUGCGCAGCCAGGAGCGCCGGGAGAUGCAGCGGGAGAUCCUGUCCAUCCUGGGCUUGCCCCACCGGCCGCGGCCCCACCUCACCGGCAAGCACAACUCGGCGCCCAUGUUCAUGCUGGACCUCUACAACGCCAUGACCGGCGAGGAGGAGGGCGCCGCGGACGCCGCCGCCGGCGAGGGCUACUCCUACCCCUACAAGCCCCUCUUCAGCACCCAAGGGCCCCCCCUGGCCAGCCUGCAGGACAGCAACUUCCUCACCGAGGCCGACAUGGUCAUGAGCUUCGUCAACCUGGUGGAGCAUGACAGGGAGUUCUAUCACCACCGCAGACAUCAUCGGGAGUUCCGCUUUGACCUCUCCAGGAUCCCUGAGGGUGAAGCCGUAACAGCUGCUGAGUUUCGGAUUUACAAGGACUACAUCAGAGAACGCUUUGAUAACGAAACAUUCCAGAUUAGUGUCUACCAGGUUCUCCAAGAACCCCCAGAAAGGGAUUCAGAUUUGUUCCUGCUUGACACUCGAAAAAUUUGGGCCGUGGAAGAAGGCUGGCUGGUGUUUGAUAUCACGGCAACUAGUAACCACUGGGUGGUAAACCCACAACACAACCUCGGCUUGCGACUAUCAGUGGAGAGCAUAGAUGGAUACAGCAUCAAUCCCUCGAUAGCUGGCCUGAUUGGAAGGCAUGGUCCACAAAACAAGCAGCCGUUCACUGUCGCCUUUUUCAAAGCUACUGAGGUACAUUUUCGUAGUAUUCGGUCUGCAGGAGGCAAGCCCCGAAACCAGAAAUCUAAAGCACCAAAGAACCAAGAAGCCUUUCGGGGGUCAAAUAUUGGAGAGAAUAGCAGCAGUGAUCAAAGACAGGCUUGCAAGAAACAUGAGCUCUAUGUCAGCUUCAGGGAUCUUGGCUGGCAGGACUGGAUCAUUGCUCCAGAAGGCUACGCUGCAUACUACUGCGAAGGAGAGUGUGCCUUUCCGUUGAACUCUUACAUGAAUGCAACAAACCAUGCUAUUGUGCAAACACUGGUUCACUUUAUAAACCCGGACACUGUCCCGAAGCCCUGCUGUGCCCCGACGCAACUCAACGCCAUCUCUGUUCUUUAUUUUGAUGACAGCUCCAACGUCAUCUUGAAGAAAUACAGGAACAUGGUGGUGCGGGCCUGUGGCUGCCAUUAAGCAUACUGGACUGGAGAGCUCCACGGGGCUCACAAGAUGCGCAGGGUUGUUGUUGUGUUAAGGAAAACAUGGAUCAUUUUAAGCACAUCUCCUUUAAGACAUGCCACAGUUCUUAGGAAUAGCGUUUCUUAAGCAGCCAAAAUGGAUGAGCUCCAGACUCAGGUGGCAUUUUGAGCAGAUUUUUGCUUUUAGCUUUCAAGCAGGGAUCGUUCUGCAAACUCACGCAGAGUGCAAAUCAGGAGCAAGGAUCAGUUUGCAAAAAGGUCUGUAAUUCUGUAGGCAAACAGGAGUAUUUUUAAAGGUGGUUUUUCCAAGGGGAAUGAACCUUUUAACAAAAAAAAAAAGCCAUCUGUGCUGAGCAGCGUGUUUGCGUGUUCAUUUGAGUGUGUGUAUGUGUGUUUGUGCACAGGUUUAUAAAAGUUAUUCUUAGAGACACGAAUAGCUUCAGUUAAAACAAAUGAACGAAUGAGUGAACAAAUGAAUGAAUGCCCGUGACUGGAUAAACCAGACACUGUGUCGAGAUUACUAGGGAUCUCUGAAAACUGUCCUUUUUUUGUGUGUAGGCAUCUCCAUCUCCCCACUUGUAUUAUGUAUUUGGGGUGCUUGCCCACCAAAGCAGCUAUGCAAUUUCCCAGCCACUGUGCAUUACGUUCAUAUUAUUCACAGCUGUGCAUCUUCUUCUUUAUUCCAGAGUGCAGACAGAUCAGAAACAUUGUUGUACAUAACUUGCACACUUGGCUCAACUGUGCCUUUUGUUCCCCAUUCACUCUUCUACGGUUGACUUAAUUACACAACAGAUUGCAUAGUUGAACCAUCAGUUUCUCUCUCUCUCUCCUCUUAGCAGUAAAAUUUGUCACAUAUCAGCAGUGAAGUUGACAAACCUGCUUCCUGUUGAGGAGUUUUAGGCACAAUUGCAGUAUUUGGUUUUCACUUUGAGAAUCAAUCAUCUCUAUAUAUAAAAAGCUAACAGUGACUUUGUUACUCAUGCCCUAACGCGGAAGCGGCUGGACGGAUCGCCCCCAAAUUUUCACAUGACGUCCCUCCCUGUUGCGGGCAGGUAAUCGG